GGCAAAUGGAUCCUCUGCCUCUCUCCCACUCUCCCUCGUCAUCUCUGCACUCUGUCACAAUCCCAAAAAAACUCUCGGCUUUUCGCAAUUUUAGGGGCUUCUGGCUACCGCAAAACCCUCGCUCUCCUCUCCGUCUCUGUCUGGCGCUUCUCCCACACGGCCCUCAGACAACCAACAUUCCAAUUCCGAGCAAACAGAGUAACGAAAAUUUUCGAAAUGCAACAUCCUAACCCUUUUAUUUCAUUUUUUUGUUAUUUCUGUUGACUCCUCGCAUAGCUAAUUUCCCACUAAUCCACUUCUAUUUUUUUUUUUUUUCUUGUUUUGGUCUACCUAUGCCCAAAAAAAAAUUGAAUUGAAUAAAAUAAAAGAGUUUUGUUUCGGGCAGCGAUUUUGAGGCAGAGGCAGAGGCAACCUCCAAUCCAGAUACGCCGGUGAGUGGCCAACCACCUCGGCCAGAACUGCAUGCGAGGUUUAAUCUGCAAUUUUCUCAAGGUCCCCUCAACUGGAUUGGCGUUUUGCACCUACGCAUUAUUCUCUGGCUUGAGGUUUUGGGUUUUCGAUCGUUAUAGAUAUUUGUUUCAAGUGCUAUAAACGCUGGGUUUGGAUUAUCAAGAGGAUUCUGGUCAUUAUCGUGAGACGAGUAUUUAUUGUGUUUGAGGCUUCGAGGUUUUAUGUCGCACCUUUUCUGUAUUUGUCAAGGAAACAGUGCUGAUAAUCACAAGGGAUUAUUGCAACAAAGGAAUUGAAAAUCGUGAUACAUUGGGAUUUGUGGUUCUUGAUUGUGCAAAAUUGAGAGUACCCAAAUUCCGAAUUUUGGGGGAAAUGCUUUGCAGAUUGUGAUAAUUGAAGAAAAUUGGGGGGGAAAUUUGGGAUUCUCAAGGGAAAUGCAGUUGUACCCUUGUGCUUAAUGCUAGGGGUUUUGAAAGGUUGAUUGUGCAGAUUUGGAGACAUCAAGUGCAUUUGGCAACAGGGUGAUUAUGGGCUGCAUUUGCUCAAAGGGAACCUGUGCAACUGCUCAACCUGAUGAGAGUGGUAAAGAUAGGCAGUUGAAUUACAAGCCUUCAGCAACGCCAGUUGCCCCCUCAAAGAAAGAGGAGAUUGUUGUGGAGAUUAGGACCAAUGGGUAUGUUCAUCAUCCGAGCUCUAAGCCUGCAGUGCAAGCUAAUGUCAGGGUUCCAGUGCCUGAUGAGGAAGAGAAGGCACUUACAAGUGCAGAAAGAGGCAUUAAAACCCAUCAUCAGAGACGGGCAACGGUGGAUAUAGGAGUAAACGUAGCUCACGCACCUAUUUCUAGAAUAGUUAGCAUGCCGCAUGGUGCUGAGGGUGAGCAGGUUCUUGCCGGUUGGCCGUCUUGGCUAUCAUCAGUGGCAGGAGAAGCCAUCAAAGGUUGGGUGCCUCGAAGGGCAGACUCAUUUGAGAAGUUAGACAAAAUUGGGCAAGGAACUUACAGUAGUGUGUACAAAGCUCGUGACCUUGAAACUGGUAGAAUUGUUGCAAUGAAAAAAGUACGGUUCGUUAAUAUGGAUCCAGAAAGUGUUCGUUUUAUGGCUCGGGAAAUACUUAUUUUGCGUAAGCUUGACCAUCCAAAUGUCAUGAAGCUUGAGGGUCUAGUUACUUCAAGAAUGUCGUGCAGCUUGUACCUUGUCUUUGAAUAUAUGGAGCAUGAUCUUGCUGGGCUUACGGCAACUCGUGGCAUCAAGUUUACUGAACCACAGAUUAAAUGUUAUAUGCAACAGCUAUUCCGUGGACUUGAACAUUGCCAUAGUCGCGGUGUCCUGCAUAGAGACAUCAAAGGCUCUAAUCUUCUAAUCAGCAAUAAUGGAGUUCUCAAGAUUGGAGACUUCGGUCUAGCAACACUUUUUCAGCCUGAUCAAAUCCAGCCGUUAACAAGUCGUGUUGUUACUCUGUGGUAUAGGGCUCCUGAGCUUUUACUUGGUGCCACUGAGUAUGGAGUUGCUAUAGAUUUGUGGAGCACCGGUUGCAUCCUUGCAGAGUUACUUUCUGGGAAGCCUAUCAUGCCUGGGAGAACAGAGGUGGAGCAAAUGCAUAAGAUUUUUAAGCUUUGCGGUUCACCCUCUGAAGAGUACUGGAGGAAAUCUAAAUUGCCACAUGCAACUAGUUUCAAACCACAACAUCCUUACAAGCGUUGUGUUUCUGAGACAUUCAAAGAUUUCCCUCCUUCAGCUUUGGCUCUUGUUGAUAAGCUCCUCACAAUAGAACCAGAGGACCGGGGAAGAGCAGCUUUUGCACUUAAAAGUGAGUUCUUCACAACAAAGCCUCUGCCUUGUGACCCGUCAAGUUUACCAAAAUAUCCUCCAAGCAAGGAAUUUGAUGCCAAGCUUAGAGAUGAAGCAAGAAGGCAAAGGGCAGGGGCUGUAAAGGGACGUGGACCUGAAUCAGUCAGAAGGGGCUCAAGGGAUACGAAGGGAGUGCCAACACCAGAGUUCAAUGCUCAGGGGCAGGCAUGGCAGGUGCAGUCAAACCUUAAAGGCAGCAAUGCAGAAUACAGUGGUUCUGGAUAUCCAAUUGAACCGCCUAAAGGGACUGUGCACAGUGGUCUAUCUCAUUCUGCUUCAGUGAUUCACCACAAGGCUGAUGGAUCAUCAUGGACUAAGAAGGUAAGGAAUAAUGAAAAUAUGGGUCCAGGACGAACUUCGAGAAAUAAUGCAGAGUUGAAGACACAGAAAUCUCACAUUCCUCAAGGAGCAACAGAUUUGUCCAACUUUUCUCACAGAAAGAAUGAAACUGUGUCCUCCCGGGAAUCAUCAAUGGACUAUGUACCAAAGAAAAACAGAAUCCACUACUCUGGUCCAUUGAUGCCUCCUGGGGGAAAUAUUGAUGACAUGCUUAAAGAACAUGAGAGACAAAUCCAGCAGGCUGUUAGAAAAGCACGUCUUGAUAAGACCAAGACCAAGAAAACUUAUGAGGAUUAUGGGCAGUCCAAUUUAGUAGUUCACGUAACAAAUGGUCGAUAAUCCAGGAGAACCGAAGUCCUGUGGUCUAGUUUGGAAGCGAUUCUGUUUGGAUUUGGUUCCUUUUCACCAGCAAGGAUUUUGCCACCCGCCACAGAGUCUUGUUAAUCUUUUGAUUGACCUACUCAAGUGGAGUUAAAUAGUGUUUGCAAGAACCAAGGAAGAGGGGUCAAGGGUAUUCUAUUGGGGGUUAACCAUGCGAUCAUGUUGCUUGAGAAAGGAUGCCUGCAUUUUUCAUUGGUUUACUACUGUUGCGUGCACUGGGGUUGUGCUGUGAAUGGCUAAGAGUUCCUCAGUCCAAGCCACUACAUGCACAGAUGCUGUAUAAUUCCAACAUUGCUCUCCAUUCGCAGCUGUAUUUUGAAUAUGGAAUUAUAGAAAUUUGCUCUCUGUGACAGGGUUUUAUUUUUUUGUGAACAUAAAUAUGGUUAUAGAGCCUCUUAGAGCUGAGUGCCUCA
This is a messenger RNA of Malania oleifera, 3430 nucleotides long. Its product is annotated as probable serine/threonine-protein kinase At1g09600. Bases 978 to 2975 code for a protein of 665 amino acids. Gene Ontology annotation, biological process: positive regulation of transcription elongation by RNA polymerase II; protein phosphorylation. Gene Ontology annotation, cellular component: cyclin-dependent protein kinase holoenzyme complex; nucleus. The record is from RefSeq and is a predicted model, not a curated record. Gene Ontology annotation, molecular function: cyclin-dependent protein serine/threonine kinase activity; ATP binding; RNA polymerase II CTD heptapeptide repeat kinase activity. The transcript has 9 exons. NCBI's taxonomy places the organism in Eukaryota, Viridiplantae, Streptophyta, Magnoliopsida, Santalales, Ximeniaceae.